Messenger RNA from Vombatus ursinus (common wombat), 963 nucleotides. RefSeq names its product olfactory receptor 6K2-like. Gene Ontology annotation, cellular component: membrane. Gene Ontology annotation, molecular function: olfactory receptor activity; G protein-coupled receptor activity. The record is from RefSeq and is a predicted model, not a curated record. The transcript has a single exon. Bases 7 to 963 code for a protein of 318 amino acids. Lineage: Eukaryota; Metazoa; Chordata; Mammalia; Diprotodontia; Vombatidae. Gene Ontology annotation, biological process: G protein-coupled receptor signaling pathway.
AAGGGGAUGGAGAAUGAGAACCAGACGGUGGUUAUUGAAUUUCUCUUCACUGCAUUCUCCCAUUUCCAGGAGGGUGGUUUUCUUUUCUUCAUCCUCCUGCUCUUCAUUUACCUAUUCAUCAUCAUAGGCAACUCCAUGGUCUUUGUUGCUGUCAUUCUAGACUCUCGCCUCCACACACCCAUGUACUUCUUCAUUGGUGUCCUUGCUUUCCUGGAGAUAUGGUACACCACGACAACCAUCCCAAAGAUGCUCACCAACUUGAUAAGUGAGCAGAAGACUAUCUCCAUUGCUGGUUGCCUCCUUCAGAUGUAUUUCUUCCAUUCCAUUGGUAUCACUGAAGUUUACCUCUUGACCACCAUGGCCAUGGAUAGAUAUCUGGCCAUUUGCUACCCUCUCCGCUACCCAACCAUCAUGACUUCACAGCUUUAUAUUCGACUGACCUUGGGUUGCUGUUUCUUUGGUUUCUUUACUCCACUCCCUGAAAUUGCUUGGAUUUCCACACUGCCAUUUUGUGGUCCAAACCAAAUUAACAACAUCUUCUGUGACUUUGACCCCAUACUGAACCUAGCUUGUGUAGACACAGGCUCUAUCAUGUUAAUUAAGGUCGUGGAUAUUGUCCAUGCCAUGGAGAUCAUCUCAGCCAUUUCACUGGUGUCUUUGGCUUACAUCCAGAUCAUCGGGGUGAUUCUAAGAAUCCGAUCACCUGAGGGGCGUCGCAAGGCCUUCUCCACCUGUGCCUCCCAUCUUGCUAUUUUCUUGACCUUUUUUGGAAGUGUAGCCCUCAUGUACCUACGCUUCAAUGCCAAGUAUUCUUUUUUUUGGGACACUACUAUUACUUUGAUGUUUGCUGUGUUAUCGCCUUUCUUCAACCCCAUUAUUUACAGUCUGAGAAACAAAGAGAUUAAGGGGGCCAUCAAAAAAUAUAUGUGCCAGUCAAAGAUUUUCACAUGCUCUUCCAGUUAA